AUGCCUCCUACAGUGGAGCCAACGACAGCCCCGCCUGGGCCGACGACGGCCGAGGGAUCAUCGGGAUUUCAGUUACCAUGGGCGGCUAUUCCGAAGUUUAUCCCUGGAACGACAGAUGUGACGGAGUACAGCAGGAAGCUGGAGUUCCUGGCGGCCAUGUGGCCGAAGGAGCACUUGAGCUUGCUCGCCCCGCGGGCAGCUCUUCAAGUUGAAGGCACAGCCUUCAAGAAGAUCGCCAGUUUGCCACCAGACAAGCUCAAGAGCAGCGAUGAGUCUGGGAUCAAGCUUCUGGUGUCUACUCUGGGUGGAUCCUGGGGAAAGACAGACCUCGAGGCGAAGUAUGACGUGUUCGAGAAGGCCUUGUACGGCACCGUCCAGAAACAGGAUGAGACGAACGAUAGUUACUUGGCCAGGCAUGAUGUUCACUUCGAGGAGCUGUUAUCUCAGAGCGUGACAUUUGAACAGGUACGUGCCUAUAUAUUGUUGCGCCAGUCCCAGCUCACUUCAGAGGAUCGGAAAACGAUCAUUUUGGAGCUUGGCGGAAGCCUAGACUACAAGAAGGUCUGCUCAUCGAUUCGGCUUUUGGGGUCCCGAUUCUUUGCCGAUCUGCAGGGUCAGAGGGUGGUGAAGUCACGGACCUAUGAUGCCAAUGUGGUGGAAGACCCCCCGGAAGAAGGCGAGAAGUUGAUUCCGGCGAUGACGGCAAGCGCUGCCGUCGAAGAGGCCGAAGUGGACCUCGAUGAGGGCUUCAUGGAAGCCAUGUUGGCUUCGGAGGACCAAGACGCCUUGCAGGUUCAGGCAUUCGAGGAGGAGCUGGAAAGCUUCUUCCAGGAUACUCCGGAGCUUCAGGAGGCCUUGGUGAGCUACAUGGAAGCACGCAAUCGCUUGCUGGCGAAGAAGAAGUCCCGCGGCUUCUGGCCGAUUGCAGAAAGCAAGGGUGCUCCCAAGGGCGGUCGCAGCUUCAAGGGUGGCGGCAAGGGCAAGGGCAAGCAUCGAGAGCAGCUCCUGGCUCGUAUUGCUCGUUCGAACUGUCGGAUCUGCGGGGAAAAAGGACAUUGGAAAGCGGAAUGUCCCCGCCGCAAGGGAAACCCGAGUAGCGAAGCCACCACGACGGUGGCCGAGGCGUUCAUGGAUGUCUCCCAGGUUGCAGAUCAAGCCGUCACUCAGGAGAUUUUGACCAGCUUGCCAGCUGAUGCCUUGACCUUGGAGGAGGUGGCGACUCUUGCCCAGCAAGCUAGCCAUGUUGAAGCUAUCCUUGAUACGGGUGCGAGCCGUUGCGUGAUGGGCAAGAGUUUGCUUCAGAAGUUCGUUGGCCAGCUGAGUGAUUCCGUUCGUUCCAAGAUUCGGGUGCAGAAGAGUGCCAUUCGGCAAGUGUGUGUCGAACAGCGGUCCCGCAAGCCGCUCCUGCGCUCAAUUGUGCAAUCCGCGAUCCCGUCCCUUGCUCGGCUCCCCAACAUGGCCCAGAGCAGUCAAGUUGCCGAGGCGCCGACUUCCCGUGCCCCGACAGCCAGUCUAGGCGCUCGUUUGGUCAAGCUGCGAGACCCCACCAUGAGUCUCAGCAUGGCCGAGAUCGAGGCACUCAGCCUCGAAAAGCACGGUGCCUUUCUGGUGAACUUUGGUACCAAAAUGAAGGGACGCACCUUCAUGGACUGCGUGGAAGAAGGUUCCGACUGGACCAAAUGGUUCGUGGAUCACUACCACGACAGUGGCAAACGGGAACACAAAGUUUUCAUCAACUUCGUGGAAAAAUAUGUGAGCCAGGCGGAGCAGCUCGAGGCCGAGCUAUGUGGCGAACCCGCCGUGAUCAAGUCGGACAAACCUCGCAAGACGGGCAUGAUGAGUCAAGCCGCGCCAAAGGCCCGUGCCCGCGAGGACGGUCCCGAGAUCCCCUGGGAAAUGCUGGAGGAGCCUGCGCUCCAGGACCAAGUGGCGACUCUGAACAGUCGCAUGACCCAGAUGGAGCAAGUGAUGCAGGAAAUGAUUUCAGCCAUCCGCCAGCUGAAUGUGCCAUGGCACCUCUUUGCCGAUAGUUCUGCCCGGGCCGCCGUGAUUGCCCCGAAUCCCGCGUCUGCCUCUGAGCCCGUUCCCGAAACGUCUGGCCUUCGCCGGGAACUGACUUCUGCAAGUGAUCUGCUGGAGUCGCCGUUGCCCGUGGCGGCGCAAAUGGCUGCCGAUGCCUGUGCUCAGGCCUACCAACAGGCUGAGGAGGCUGCGUGGAAUGUGUAUCAAGACUCCAUGUUGACGUAUUCCCAACCUAGUGAGCAUCAAUUGGAUGUCCUGGCAUAA
Messenger RNA from Symbiodinium sp. CCMP2592, 2286 nucleotides. Lineage: Eukaryota; Dinophyceae; Suessiales; Symbiodiniaceae. The record is from the annotation of a GenBank genome assembly.